Messenger RNA from Poecile atricapillus (Black-capped chickadee), 1401 nucleotides. RefSeq names its product beta-1,3-N-acetylglucosaminyltransferase manic fringe-like. Bases 331 to 1380 code for a protein of 349 amino acids. The record is from RefSeq and is a predicted model, not a curated record. The transcript is spliced from 8 exons. Gene Ontology annotation, cellular component: membrane. Gene Ontology annotation, molecular function: O-fucosylpeptide 3-beta-N-acetylglucosaminyltransferase activity. Lineage: Eukaryota; Metazoa; Chordata; Aves; Passeriformes; Paridae. Gene Ontology annotation, biological process: regulation of Notch signaling pathway.
UUUCCUCCUGGCAGGCUGUGCCGGCCACGUGCCGUCUCCUCGGAGUGUUUCCCAGGCGUGUGUCCCUGCCUCGCUGGGUCACUGAGCCCUCCGUAGUCCGUGAAAAUCACAGCCACCCUGCUUCAUCGGGAUCCUUCAGUUCUGCUGACUCUUUGGCUUCCUGGUCUUUGCCCACCCUGUUCCUUGACCACAUCCUGUCCAGACCUUGCUCUUGACUAACCCUGCCCUUUCGGAGGCUUCGGGAAGAGCAGACAGCGUCACUCGGAGGUACAGGCAGAGUUUGUCCUCGUUCUGUAGGAUACUGGCUGCAGCGGCAUCGAUUCGGGAGCCAUGGGCCGCCGGCUCAUCCAUGGUGUCUCUGGAGCCGCACUCUUCCUUGCCAGUGUGGCUCUCCUCUCUGUGUGGCACCGUGGGGCUCGGGAAGCAGCUCGGUACCCAGGGCUCUGGGAGGGGAUGUUGGAGAAGCCAGAGCAACAGAGAGAAGGGAGCCCAGAGGGAGCUGGUGGCAGGGGGCAGAAGGACCUCAAACUCCAUCCUCCGGAGGUAUACAGGACUGAGGGCAGCCUGACGCUUGGGGACAUCUUCAUAGCUGUGAAGACAACCAAGAGGUUUCACCAGAGCAGGAUGGAGCUGCUCCUGGACACGUGGAUAUCCCAGGUCAGCGAACAGACCUACAUCUUCACUGAUGAAGAAGACGGUGCCUUGAAAAGCAGAAUGGGUGGCCAUGUGAUCUUCACCAACUGCUCUGCUGAGCACAGCCACCUGGCGCUGUCCUGCAAAAUGGCUGCAGAGUUCGACGCCUUCCUGGCCAGCGGUCUGAGCUGGUUUUGCCACUUGGAUGAUGACAACUACCUGAACCCUCGGGCGCUCCUGAAGCUCUUGUCCUCCUACGCGGAGACGUGGGAUGUUUACCUGGGCAAACCCAGCCUGAACCGACCCAUCUGGGCCUCUGAAACGCUGCCAAACAACCAGACAAAACCCGUGCACUUCUGGUUUGCCACAGGAGGGGCUGGGUUCUGCAUCAGCCGCGAGCUGGCAAGGAAGAUGGUGCCCUGGGCCAGUGGCAGGAACUUCCUGAGCACUUCCGAGCUCAUCCGCCUGCCGGAUGACUGCACCGUGGGUUACAUCAUCGAGUGCAAAGUCGGUGGGCAGCUGAUUCCCAAUACACUCUUCCACUCCCACCUGGAGAACCUGCAGCUCAUCCCCACCUCUCAGCUCGUGCAGCAGGUCACCCUCAGCUAUGGUGUGUUUGAGAACAAGCUCAAUGUCAUUGAGCUCAGCGGCCCCUUCUCGCCCCAGGAGGAUCCCUCAAGGUUUCGAUCCCUCCACUGCCACCUCUACCCCGACACUUCCUGGUGCCUGCAGGCUGUUGGCUGGUGAUGCCUGAGCCCCAGCUACAGC